AUGAGACCCCAACCACUCUGGCAAACGUUCCGAUCAUUACAGAGCGCAUACUCUCGCUCCUCUCUACAAGCUGGCCUGGGUCGCCGAGCCUUUCGGACAGCCACAUCCUCAUCACAAAUUCCAGACUUCGCAUUUGCAUUUGAUAUCGAUGGUGUCCUCCUCCGUUCAUCCAAACCCAUCCCCGGCGCUGCGGAAUCGUUAAGACUUCUGAAGGAUCAAGGAAUUCCAUUCAUUCUUUUGACAAAUGGCGGUGGAAAACAUGAAACAGAAAGAGUCGCCGAGAUCAGUGAGAAGCUUAAGGUGCCAUUGGACCCCACUGUGAUCAUCCAGAGCCAUUCUCCGUUCGCCGAACUUGUAAAGGGACCCAACGAACAAAGCUCGCUAGAGAACAAGUGUGUGCUGGUCGUUGGUGGCGAGGGUAAUCGCUGUCGUGAAGUAGCGGAGAUGUACGGCUUUAAGAAUGUGGUAACACCGGGUGAUAUCUUCAUGGCCAACCCAUCGAUAUGGCCGUUCUCGAACGUAUUCAGAGAUUACUACGAGAAGUUUGCGAAACCAUUGCCGAACCCUCUGGAUCCUCGAGAUCCUACAAAGGGAUUCAAAAUCGAUGCCAUCUUCGUGUUCAAUGACCCCCGCGACUGGGCCCUGGACGCUCAAGUGAUCAUCGACCUCCUUCUCUCAUCUCAGGGCGUAUUGGGAACCCUGUCGGACAAGAAUGGACGGACCGAUCUUCCCAAUAAGGGAUUCUUGCAAGAUGGCCAGCCCCCUCUAUACUUUUCAAACCCGGAUCUGUGGUGGGCUGCCGCGUACCAUCUCCCUCGUCUCGGCCAAGGCGGAUUCCGCGAAGCACUGGAAGGCACCUGGGCAGCGAUCACAGGUGGACCGAGCAAAGGCGUGGAGCUCAAAAAGACCGUCAUUGGAAAACCGUAUCAAGGCACCUACGAGUUUGCGGAGCACCAACUGCUCCGUAACCGCGCCAGAAUCUUUGGGUCCGAUGCCGCCGUACCGCUGCGGAACGUUUACAUGGUUGGCGAUAACCCCGAAUCCGACAUUCGCGGAGCAAAUUCCUAUCGUAGCGGCCAUGGCAGCAAGUGGCAUUCGAUCCUUGUGCGCACAGGUGUCUACGCCGGGGGAGAGCCUGAGUGGGUUCCAGAGGUCAUUGUCGACAAUGUGCAGACGGCUGUUGAAUAUGGAAUCAAGUCCUCCGCAUGGCAAUGA
Molecule: messenger RNA, 1215 nt
Organism: Aspergillus clavatus NRRL 1
Lineage: Eukaryota; Fungi; Ascomycota; Eurotiomycetes; Eurotiales; Aspergillaceae
Product: putative HAD superfamily hydrolase
Exons: 2
Coding region: 1-1215 (404 amino acids)
Biological process (GO): glycerophospholipid biosynthetic process
Cellular component (GO): mitochondrion
Source: RefSeq, a predicted model, not a curated record